This is a messenger RNA of Folsomia candida, 2522 nucleotides long. RefSeq names its product zinc finger and BTB domain-containing protein 41. The coding region runs from base 230 to 1927 and encodes 565 amino acids. The record is from RefSeq and is a predicted model, not a curated record. NCBI's taxonomy places the organism in Eukaryota, Metazoa, Arthropoda, Collembola, Entomobryomorpha, Isotomidae. The transcript is spliced from 7 exons. Gene Ontology annotation, cellular component: nucleus.
UCCCUCUCCACGAGAGUGAGAGAGGGAUAGAACACUUCAUCUACAAAACACGAGCAAAUCAAGAGCAGCUGACAAAAACAAGAUAUUUAAUUCCACUUCUAAAUUAAAACCUGCUAAAUUAAAAUUAAUUUAAUUUACUUUGGCCAGUUAAUAAUUAAGUCUAAACAGAACAAUUCACUCCAACGUUGCACUCAUCUUCUUCAUAAUAUAGUUUUUAUUUACCAGAAAUAUGCUGAAAGAAGACGGAUUAAAGAAAAGAAGGACGAGACAUAUUUUGCAAGACUUACUUUCCUCCACGGUCCGUCUUAAAAGACCAAAUUAUGUCCCCAGAAGUCACGGACGGGUUAAGAAGUUAUCAUGCGAAGAAAAUGAGGAAAAUCCUGUAUCCCCAGAGGUAACGUCGUGCUGUUCGGUCUGCUCUGAAUCUGGGACAAAUCUGCGCCCUCUCGCCGUCCAAGAAAUGGAAAUUCUUGCCAAGUUCGUCCUAAGCCAGGAGCAAAUUGCUCUCAUUUUACAAACUGAAGAUCAUCCGCCAAUAUUUUGUUGCAAAAUUUGUUCCUCCGCGAUCCUCUCGUUGGCCAAGUUGUCCAUGGAAAUAGAAAAUAUUACGCUUUCAAUUCGUGCUGUCAUUUCCAGGAGGAACGGGCUGUUUAAUAAAUUGCGAAAAGAAUCUGGCAAAAUUCCUGACUUGUCCGGCGGAAUAAGGACUGAAGAAUCUUCCCAAAUUAGCGAAUUGUCCCCGGCGGAGAACAGUUGUCGCUUCGAGGAAAAUUUACCAGCACCUAACGACCAGGAACAAUUAACCCUUGAGCAGGAUGACCGAAUUUCCGUAAAAUCUGAGCCCAUCGCGGACGACGACGACGACGACCAAGAUCUUGAAAUCACACCUGAUCUAGAUUCUGAUUACCAACCUGAAAAAGACGUGUCACCGGAAACCGGACAAAUCGCCGAUGACGAUGACGACCUAGCUCCUGAAAUCGCCCCUGAUUCCGACUACGAACCAGACAAUGCGGAAACGAGUGGGGAGGAGGAAAGUGACGAUGACGAUGACUAUGGCGCAAAUGUGUCUAAAUCCAAGUCCAAGAAGUCCAAGUCGGAAGUUGAAGAUGAUAUUGAAGCAAAACUAGUGUGUGAUCUUUGUCAACCGAUCGUCACCUUUACAAGGUAUGACACCCUCCGGCGCCACGUGAUGAAUAACAAAAUUCAUAAAAAUCUUAAACAGGAGGAUUACAUGCCAACCCUAAUCGCUGCUAAACAAAAGAAAAAGCUCGUUCUCCGACAUGAGCGGCGAUUUCCAUGCGACAAAUGUGACAAACGGUUCAGCUCCAAGGACGGCGUCUACCGACACAAUCGAACCGUUCACGAUGGGGUUCGAUACCGACGGAAGUGCGACCUCUGUCCGGCCGCCUAUUACGACACGAGAACGUUUUACAACCACAUGCUCAAAAGCCACAAGAUUCCAAUUCCUGCAAAGUACAGGGAAAAACAAUUUUUUAGUCAUUCCUGUGACAUGUGCGAGAAAACCUUCACCAUGAAGACGAACAUGCAUAGGCACGUGGAGCUGGUCCAUUUUCCGGAUAAGACGUCCUGUCCGUACGGAUGUAAAAGCAAGAUUGACUCGGAGGCUGAAUGGUUGCAGCAUUUGGAGGUGUGCGAGUCACCGAAAAUUACUGCAGAAUCCGCAUGCGUUUGCAACCACUGCAACGCCGUUUCACGCAACGUCCUGCUCCGGAUGGAACAUUACUUUCGAGAACAUGAAGACAAAUUAUACACGUGUGCGCUUUGUGGGGGAAGAUUCACGGUUCGAGACGUCCUCUACAAUCACAUUUGCACUGCAAACGCUGCCGGAAACUUGGGACUGACGCGGAGAGAUAAUUACAGUUGUAACAUGUUGUUGCAAAAUACUUCCGAUUCAUCGGAAAAAUGAGACAUUUUUCUGUCUUUUAAGAAUAAAUUCUUCUGGAGAAGUGCAAAAUUGUGGACAAAAAUCACUAAUGUAUGCACACUCUUAAAAAAUGUUACCCGAUUUAAAAGUAAAUGUAUCCUGAAUUAUGUAAUAAGUAAACUAUAGUCAAUCCAGAGUAGCGUGAACCUGGUAAAGAGUAAAGUUUGCCCUGGAUUUAGUGUAAUUUACAAUUACAAUACUUAAUUUAAAAUGUACUGAAUUUAAUUUUGGAUGGGGUAGCAUUAUUUUUAUGAGUGUACAGACAUCAGCGAUUCUUUUGCAAUUCCUGCCUGAUUUUUUUCGAAACUUUCUACUUUCAUAAUUGCUAUUUAUGUACCUAUUUACAUAAUCAUACUUGUGUUUUUGCCGAAUUUUAUAAUUUGUUGAGUUUCCAUUGAUUUAUUCAUGAGAAUAAAAUCGUGAAGGAAAGUUAUUAUCGUCCUGGAAAUCAUGCACUUUGUUCACGCGGACGUGGAAAUGCAGCAUUUUUGUGCAAGAAUAAAUUAUUCUGUGCAAAAUUGUGAAUAAUAUUGUAUAAAUAAAUUUCGCAAAUAUACACGCUAUUAUCUGCGUAGAA